AACCCACGCAUUGCUGAUGAGUUUUACUGUGAGCUCCAGGAAGCUAUCAGAAUUCCUGCCAGACAUGAGCUUUUCAUCUUGGGUGAUUUUAAUGCUAGGCUAGGGAAACGGACUAAAUCAGAUUUUGAAAGUGGUCUUCAAACUAACAUGGGAAGACAUGGUAUUGGUCGGCGUAACGAAAAUGGCGAAAGAUCUAGAAGUACCCCUCUGCUUGUUGACGCUAGGUCUUACGCUGGUGCAAAACUUCAAUCUGAUCACAAAAUUGUAAAAGCAACUUUUGACCUCAGUAAACGUUACAAACUUUACAGUACUGCCAAACACAAAGUCAAGCAGUAUAACACCAACUCAUUGGUUUGUAGCAAAGAUGCUCAAAGUUCUUUUCAACAAAAUGCUGCUCAGAAGAUUGAAACUGAUACAUCUGCCCAGUCAGUCACUGAAAGUUUUAACAACCUUUUCGAGGCGGUUAAAAUUGCUGCAUCUGAAACAGUGGGUAUGAAAAGAAACACAGCCAAACGUCACAGAACAUCAGACCCACAAGUCGUCUCUAUGUCAGAAAAGAGACACCAAUUACUACAACAUUUAAACGACAACAAAAUGCGUGACAGAACUAUCCUGCGUAAGGAAAUCAACAGACUCAAGAAUGACAUUGCAAAGCGCCUUAUUACACUUGAAACCGCUCAUGCCGACCUUCUAGCUGAGACGAUCAACUCCACUGAUGAUACCAGAAGAAUGUUCGAAGCAACCAGAGCAAUUUCAAGCACAAAGGACACUCCUCCUAUUUCAGUAUUCCUACCAGAAACAGAAGAACUUGCUCUCAAUGACGAAGAUAAGGCAGACAUAGUCAAGAACUGGUUCAUGGAACAUUACACAGGCCCAGAACCCCCACUAGAACCUUUUGUUGGAGCUGCUAAGCCAUUAGAUACGCCUAUAACUGCACUUGAAGUUGAGACAGCAGCCAAGAAACUAAAGAACGGUAAAGCCGUUGGUCCUGACAACCUCCCUAACGAAUUCCUUAA
Molecule: messenger RNA, 1016 nt
Organism: Bolinopsis microptera
Lineage: Eukaryota; Metazoa; Ctenophora; Tentaculata; Lobata; Bolinopsidae
Exons: 2
Source: RefSeq, a predicted model, not a curated record